Cricetulus griseus (Chinese hamster) is the source of this 5187-nucleotide messenger RNA. The record is from RefSeq and is a predicted model, not a curated record. Lineage: Eukaryota; Metazoa; Chordata; Mammalia; Rodentia; Cricetidae.
UCAGUGUUUUAUUCAUCAACCAAGAAGAGAAAUAUAUAUAUAUAUACAGAAGAACAUCCCCCAUCAUAUCUGUAUAUAGGGUGAGAGAUUAAGAUUUAAUACUCUGCACAUGAGUUUUUUUUUUUCAACAGCACUAAUUAAAGAAGCCAUUCUUUCAGUGUUUUCUUUUGGCAAGUGUGCCAUAGAUUAGUUGACUUGACAGGGAUGGAUUUUUGUCUGGAAUUUGGAAUCUCUAAUUUGUUCAAUUAUAGACAAUACUCAAUACCAUUAGCAAUUUUAGAAAUAAAAACAAGCCACCAUGAGAUACAAUUUCACACUAGUUAGAGUGGCAAAUAUUACAUGCUUCAGUUGACUUAAAAUGUAACAAAUGCCAGUAUGUAUGUGAAGUAAAAAUGUAUUGUCACAUGUUGGUGGUAGGAAUGUAACUAAACAUUUCUAUUACGGAGAACAGUUUGGAAAUUCCUCGUCAAACUAAAAGGGAACCUGUCCUAAGAUCCAAUAAGCCCACUUCUGGCUGUAUACCCAUAGAAAAUAGGAUCAGCACACAAAAGAGAUACUUGCACAUCCACACUUACUGUGGUACUAUUCACUAAUGCAAAUACAUGGCAUAAACCAAAGGGUUCACCAAUGAAUGAAGAACUGUAAUGCAUAUUCAUUGGACUUCUAUUCAGCCAUAAUAAGAAUCAGUUUCCUAUCAUUUUCAGAAUUGGAGAAUAUCAAGUAAGUAAAAUAAUCCAGGAACUGAAGAUAGACAAUGUAUGUAUACAGUCACCUUGGAUGUAAAACAGUGACUACUAGAGGUUAUGUAGGAGAGUUUGAGAGAGGAGUCUAUAUUUGAUUAGUGAACAGUAGACAUGAUUGUUGAAGUAUUAUAUAGUAUUCUUUUAACAUGUAUAAUUAUUUUUCUAAUAAAAGACAGAAUGGAAUAUUAAAAAAGAGAUGCCUAGGCAAAAGGAUAAAAAUGAAUCUAAGUAUUUUGAUAGAAAAGCUAGAUAUCACAUUACAGAAAAAUCAUAGUUCCUAUCCUUUAAUCUUUAGUUUUUUUUCUUAAUUUUUAAUUGAAAACACAUUUUUCUCUUAUAUAAUACAUCCUAACCACAGUUUUCCCUCCCUUCAAUCCUUCCAGCUCCCCUCACUUCCCCUCUCCCCAAGAUCACUCCCUCUCUGUUUCCUCUCCAGAAAAGGUCUGACUUCCAAAAGAAAACAGCCAUAUAGGACAAAAAACAAUAAUGCAAGGCAGAAGUCCUUAUACAGAGACUGAUCAAAGUAACCCAAUAGGAGGAAAAGAGACUUAAGAGCAGGCAAAAAGUCAGAGACAUUCUUGCUCCCAUUAUUAGGAGUCCCACAAUAGACAAGCAAAUGGCCAUAACAUAUAUGUAGAAGACCUGAUGCAGAUCCAUGCAGGCUCAUUCUUGCCACUUUAGCCUCUGUGAACCCAUGUGAAACCUGCUCAUUUGUUUUGGUUGGCCAUAUUCUCCUGUUGUCCUCCAUCCACUGCGAAUCCAAAGGUUUUCCUCUUCUUCUUUUGUGGGUUUCCCAUUUCAGAGAGAGGGACCUGAUGGAGAUCUCUAAUUUAGACUCCCAUUCUGCAUAAAAUCUGGCUGUAGGUCUCUCUAUCAGCUCCAAUUUGCUGCUGCAAGAAGCCUCUCUGAUGAUGACUAGACAAAGCACUGAUCUAUGGGAAGAGCAGAAUAUCAUUAGGAAUCAUUUCAUUUUUUGUUUUUGUUAAGACCAGUCAUGUUUGGUGCAACAAUAGGUCUUGGGGGUAUCCAGGCUCUGACUUCUGUCCAUCCAAACAGUGUUGGUCAUGGUUUCCCUAUUAUGGAGUUGGUCUCAAGUUAAAUCAGACAUGAUUGGCUACUCCCACAAGUUCUGUGCUACCAUUACUCACAGCACUUCUAGCAGACAGGACAAAUUGUAGCUAGAGAGGAUUUUGUGGCUGGGAUGGUGUGCAGAUUUCUCUUUCCAUAGCCUGUAGAGUACUUUCUAGUGCCAAAGAAACUAGAAUACAGGGGUGUAGCGUUCUUAUCAAUAGAUAUUACUUUAAUUUAAGUAGACUUUAAUUUACUCUUCCUUGCCUUAAUUCAGUCUAAUAAAUGGUUCUCUAAUAAAUUCACUACCUCCUAUGUCACAAUAAACCUUACUUCCUUGGGACAGCCAAGCCUAAGGCAUCAUGCAUCGUAGAGUAAACAGAUAGAUCUUACUAUACUAUAUAUAUAAGAGUAUAUGGUUAGAUCUUACUACACUAUAUACACAAGCACUUGGGUGUGCUUUUAGUAUCCAUGAAAAAUGGUUAAUAAUCCUAGGGCAGAAACGUGAAUAAAGCCAUUUAAAAGUAUUUUAUUUUUACCCUUAGAGAAUUAAAGAAGAAUAAAGUAGCAUCCUUUCCAGAUAUCACCAUCAGUUAUUUAAUUUCUGAAGUCAUUCAUCAAGUUCUUUAAUUUUUUGUGAAAUCUAACUACCAAUGUCUUAUGAAGUCCAAAGCAAAGAAUAAAAGAAUUGAAAUAAAAGGACAGUGUACAAAUUCAUAAAGAUAGAGACUUUAGGUUGGAAACGUAAGUGGCAUGCACUAAUAUGUAUUUAGUAACUGAUCUCUGUGUGCAACAUGAGCUAAUUUUCAGUUCAUACCAGUGGUGACCUAUUUGCUACACAUAUAUCUUUUAAUGAAUAACAUUUAUUGCCUAGUGCUUUUACAUUCCAGUUGUAGAAUGACAACUAAUGGAGAAAGUAUUUUGUGAUUCAGCCAUAAUUUAAUCUUUUGCAGAAAGCACCAUAAAUACCCAAAAUCAUGGAUGAGAAAAAUGUUACUGAGGUGAAGGAAUUCAUCCUUUUAGGAUUCACAGGAGACAUGGUGUUACAGCGGGGACUCUUUUUCAUCUUCCUCAUCAUUUACAUCAUCAGUCUCCUAGGGAAUAUCACCCUGAUUUCUCUCAUCUGUGCUGAUUCUCGACUCCACACACCCAUGUAUUUUUUCAUAGGAAACUUGUCAUUCCUGGAUCUCUGGUAUUCUUCUGUCUAUGCCCCCAAAAUUCUGAUAACUUGCAUCUCUGAAGACAAAAGCAUCUCCUUUGCUGGAUGCCUGGCUCAGUUCUUCUUCUCUGCUGGGCUGGCCUACACUGAGUGUUACCUACUAGCUGCCAUGGCUUAUGAUCGCUAUGCAGCCAUUUCCAACCCCUUACUUUACUCCCAGGCUAUGUCCCCAAGGUUAUGUACCAUGCUUGUUGCAGCUUCCUACCUUGGUGGCUUUGUAAACUCCACCAUUAUCACCAGUGAGACAUUUACCCUGAGCUUCUGUGGAGACAAUACCAUUGAUGACUUCUUCUGUGAUCUGCCCCCUCUUGUGAAGUUAGCGUGUGAUGUUAAGGAGAGCUACCAGGCUGUGCUGUAUUUUAUAUUGGCCUCUAAUGUCAUCACUCCCACGGUGCUUAUUUUGGCCUCGUACCUCUUCAUCAUUGCAGCCAUCUUGAGGAUCCGCUCCACCCAGGGCCGUCUUAAGGCCUUCUCCACCUGUGGUUCUCACCUGACAGCUGUCACCUUGUACUAUGGCUCAAUUCUUUUCAUUUACUCCCGGCCAAGCACUAGUUAUGCCCUGGAGAGGGACAAAGUAGUGUCAGUGUUCUACACAGUAGUGAUUCCAAUGCUGAACCCCUUGAUAUACAGUUUAAGAAACAAAGAUGUCAAGGAUGCCUUUAAGAAAAUGUUAGAUACAGCCAAGUUUUCAUGAAGGAAAAAAAAAAAACUAAGCAAUUUUAAAAUGUUUAUCUUCAUGCAAUUAUUCUUAGAUGGUACUAUCAGAAAUAAAUAUACUAGGGAUAUAAAAGUACUCUCUUAAUAUGCAAAUGGAUGUCUCCAUUUUCUCUAUGUUAAAUUAUAUUUCUUUUUUAUUUAUUUAUUUUUUAUUAGUUCAAAUUGGGAACAAGCUUGAAAUUAUUUUCAUAAUUACAGAAAUAUAUGGAGUGAAUUGUAGUCAUAGUCAACAUUUUAAUGGCACAAAUAUAUUAGUUGCUUAUUAUUUAUUUAUUUAUUUAUUGUAUUUAUGAAUUUGUUAAUCUGUGUAUCUGAUGUGUGUAUGCAUGCGUGUGUUGGUAUGUUGGUAUGGUGGGUUGGUAUGUUACCUCUUGUGUUCUUUCCUGAACACUCCUGCCCUCUUUCAUCCCCAGUGCGUAUGUUCUUUCCUACUUUAAUACCUAUCCUCUAUAUUCUUCUCCCCUUCUGAUUUCAAAAUUUAUUCUCAUACUCAUGUAUGUGUGGUGUGUCUGUGAGGGUAUGUUUGUAUAUGUAUGCAUAUAAUGCAUUAAAAGCUGGAAUUCAUAUGUGGGAGAAAAUGUGGUAUUUAUUUUUCUGAGGUUAGAUCACCUCACUUAAAAUAAUACUUUCCAGAUCCAUCCACUUUCUUCAGAUUUUAUUUUUCCUCACAACAGAAUAGAUCACACACACACACACUAUUCAUUCAUAAACACCUAGGCUGAAUGAAGAUGAAUAACUUAACAAAACUGUUAUAUUUGCCAUGUUGGAGUAGAUUAUAUGAGGACAUUGUUUUUCUGAGAAGCUUUAAUACCUCAUAAGAUAUUUUGUAACUUUCCCAUACUUCAAUAUUUUAAAGUGGAGAUAACAAUUCUCUAAAUGGUUGUAGAAUUGGUACUAGGGUUUGAUGGAUUUAGUGUCUGAUUUCUAAUCAUUUUCAUUGGUAAAAACACUGGAAUCUCAAUCCAGAGUUGAUAACUGGAAAGUAAUUACAUAACUUGCAGAGAGAAAGAGUGGAUGAGAAAACCACACUAGAAGGCUUCAAAGAUGGCUCAGUAGUUAAGAACAUUGGUUUCUGUUCUGGAUGAUCCAGGUCCCAAACCCUAAAUGGUGCCUCAUAAUCAUAUGUAACUCUAGUUCCUGGGAAUUACAUUCUUCCUUCUGGCAUCUUUGAGCAACAGGCAUGCUUUUGGAAUACAGAAAAAGACAUUUAAAAAAACCAACAACUCUUCAUUAUAUCAAUAGGUCUGUGGAUCAAAUUUUUAGAUAUGUAUACUCAUAUUUUCUUAUAACAAUGACUGAAAUGUAAAGCAAUGUAGAAACCUAAUGAUUAUUAAUGGUGUCUUAGUUAGGGUUUCAAUUUAUGUGAAAAGACACCAUGACCACAGCAACUUUUAUAAAGGAAAACAUUUACUUAAGCCUAGCUUACAGUUUAGAGGUUUA